Botrytis porri is the source of this 1851-nucleotide messenger RNA. RefSeq lists its product as uncharacterized. Gene Ontology annotation, molecular function: transmembrane transporter activity. The coding region runs from base 85 to 1623 and encodes 512 amino acids. Gene Ontology annotation, biological process: transmembrane transport. The transcript has 7 exons. The record is from RefSeq and is a predicted model, not a curated record. NCBI's taxonomy places the organism in Eukaryota, Fungi, Ascomycota, Leotiomycetes, Helotiales, Sclerotiniaceae. Gene Ontology annotation, cellular component: membrane.
UAAUCAGCCACAUGUACUCAUCUAUCUCCUUAUAGUCUCACUUAUCAUAACUCACAUAUCACAACAUAUUAUAUCAUACAAACCAUGUCUCGCUCUACUUCAUCCCCUCCAAAACAAAUCUCUUCAUCCACUGACCCGUAUAACGAAACUUCUCCCCUUAUCUCCACCCGUCAUCAUCCCCAUGAACCCCCUCCUCCCCCCUCCCCAUCUCUCCCAACCCUCAUCCUCUACUUCAUGACCCUCCACUUCCUCAUCGCCUUUUGCGAAAUGGUCCUCGUAGCCCCCCUCAUCUCUCUCUUUGAAUCUUCCCUCUGUCACUCUUAUUACAAUUUUCCAGAACCAAGCGUAAAAUUACACACCCGGGAGAUGAUUUCAGAUAUGUGUAAGAUUCCUGAGAUUCAGGGUCCGUUGGCGACGGUUAGGGGGUGGAAAAGUUUUGGGGAUACGGUGCCUGUUUUACUAGCAGCGAUUCCGAUUGGCAAUUUGGGAGAUCGAUAUGGAAGACGCAAAAUCAUGGCAUUAUCUCUAAUCGGAGUUGGAUUAUCCUUAAUAGAAAUUUUCGUUGUUUGUGCAUAUCCAAAAAUCUUCGAUUUGCGUUGGGUAUGGUUAUCGUCGUUGUUCCUUCUAUGUGGAGGAGGUUUAUAUUCAAGUGCAGCAUUUAUGUGGGCGAUGGCUUCUUCGCUGAUACCGGAAGAUAAAAGAAGCUAUGCGUUUUACUAUAUCUUCUCAGCGUUCUAUAUUGCAGAACUCAUUGGGUCAUAUGUAGCUUCUAUCACUAUAGAUGUUUGUCCUUGGAUUGCCUGUAGUAUGGCCAUGGGAUCUGUGAUUCUGGGAUUACUUUUGUUGUGGCUGGUGCCAUUUAGUCAACCGUCGUCGCCACCAGAAGUAUCAUCACAACCAACCUCAUCAACUACAUCCUCAACACGACUACACCUUACUACCACCCCCAAGACCACUAUUCUAGCAACAAUCCGCCACGCCAUGAUACAACCCAAUGUUCUCCUCUGCAUUCCAGUCUUCCUAAUCGGAACCCUUAGAUAUACAACUCUUAACGUCCUGAUCCAAUACUCCUCUGUCCGUUUUGAUACCAAGAUAUCUAAAGGAGCAAUGUUCUACACCGAAACAGCUAUUAUCAAUAUCUUUUUGUUUCUUUUCCUGAUCCCGAGGAUAACUAAUUGGAUAAAAUUGAGAUAUCAUGUGAGAUCCGAGAAAAUUGAUUUGGCACUGAUGAGGGUUAGUGUAUGUUUUCUUUUAGUGGGUUCUCUUGCUAUUGGGUUAGCACCGACUAGUGGGUGGAUUCCAGUUGGUGUUUCUAUCUUCGCCGCAGGCUUCGGAUCCCGAGUCUCAACUCUCUCCUUAAUAUCCCACUUUAUCCCCGCCCCCUCCCUCGCUACCCUCUACGCCUCGAUAGCCGUGCUCGAAAAUCUCGGCCAUGCUAUUAAUGAUCCUUCCAUGCAACAUAUAUUUGCGGCAACCUUACGCCUGUCACCUUUUUGGCACGCGUUGCCCUUUUUUGUCGCUGCUAUAUGUUAUUUCCUGGCUGGUUUAUCUACGAUCUUUAUAAAGAUUGAUGCUAAUGAUAGGAAAAUGGACGACGAUGAAGGUCAGGAAGAAGAUUUGUAAAGGAAAUACACAUGUAAAUCAGAGUGUUCAAUAGUCCGGACUGUAGUCCAGCAAUGAAGAAUACUCAAUCCCCAAACCAAUUAGAACAUUCGAGUCAUCUAAGAUAUUGAAUUUGAUUGGAAUAUUGAACUAUUUUCAAAUUUCUAACUGUUUUUAGACAUCCAAACCCUUAUAUUGUUGGACUGCAGUCUGGACUUUUGAACACCUGAUAUUGUAAAUACUAAAUAA